Molecule: messenger RNA, 2854 nt
Organism: Culex pipiens pallens (northern house mosquito)
Lineage: Eukaryota; Metazoa; Arthropoda; Insecta; Diptera; Culicidae
Gene: Syngr
Product: synaptogyrin
Exons: 4
Coding region: 290-1009 (239 amino acids)
Cellular component (GO): synaptic vesicle membrane; neuromuscular junction
Source: RefSeq, a predicted model, not a curated record
GGAAAAACAGGUUCCUCUCCCGGUUUGGAGCUCCGUGGUCGAUCCGUUGUGCCCUCGUAACAGGUUUUCUAGCAGGAAUUUUCGGGUUAAAAGUGUCGCAGGUUCGAACCCCGUCGCCAACGGAGAAACGAAAGAAAAAUAGCAGCGUGGAUUUAGGCGUUUAAAGCGCGUUUAGGAGCAGUCGAGAGCACGUGAAGCCUCAACUCGGUAGGCUUUGCCCCGGGAUCGCCCAAAUUUUCACCCAGGACAGCGUUCAAUAAACGGCCUCAAAACGGAGCACAUAACGAAAAUGAUGGACUUCAGCGGUGGAGCCUACGGCGGAGGCAAAGCAGGCGGUGCCUUCGACCCGAUCGGGUUCGUGAUGCGGCCAACUGUGAUCCUGCGGGCAGUUUGUUGGCUCUUCGCGAUAAUCGUGUUCGCGUGCGUGUCGGCCGAGGGCUGGCGGGAAGAGAACGGCAAGGAGUACUGCAUCAUCAACCGGGACGCGAACGCCUGCAACUACGCCGUCGGAAUCGGCGUGAUCGCGUUCCUGGCCUCGAUGGCCUUCAUCGCCGGCGAGUACCUGUUCGAGCAGAUGUCCUCCGUCAAAACCCGGAAACACUACGUCCUCGGGGAUCUCGGCUUCUCCGCUCUGUGGACGUUCCUGUACUUUAUCGGCUUCUGCUACCUGACCAACGCGUGGGGCAAGGCGGACGAUCCGCCCAACGGCGAGGGCGUCAACAACGUGCAGGCUUCCAUCGUGUUUUCGUUCUUCUCGAUCUUCACCUGGGCCGGGUGCGCUUACUUUGCGUUCCUGCGCUUCAAGGCCGGCGUGGAUCCGUCCUUCCAGUCGACGUACGAGUCGGAUCCGAACGCCGCGAACCAGUACUCGUCGUACCCGGUCGGAAGUGGCCCCGGGACUGGCGGCGUGGAAGGUGGCGACCAGUACCAGCCGAGUCCGUUCGGGGGUGGCCAGCAGCAGCAGCAGCAGCAACAGCCGGGUGUGGGUGAAUACGCUCCUUCUUAUUAAAUGCAUAGGCAGUACCAUAUCCGUUUGUUUGUGAAUAACGGAGUAUACAACAACAAAAACAAAGCAGCAAACACUACAAAAUUCCGGAGCAGUGCACAGGAACGAGCAAAGUUUUACCGUAGUGAAUUCCAAUUGGGCUAUAUUGACAUUCUAUCUACUAUGGAAAGUAAAAUAGUAAAAAUGGAUGCGAAACUCAGAUUAUGGUUCAAAACCGACCCCAACAAAAACUAAACAAACACACACAACAAGUCGAAAACAAAAGAUUUCUAGCGGUUUAAUAGCGAAAACACAACCCCACAUUGAGCAAACAGUCGACAGGGAAACCAGUUCCGCAGCUGGUCGCCCUUUAUCUAGCAAUUUGUCCUUUGAAGCAGUACAGCUACUCAACAAACACAUACUAAACAUUGUUACAUACUACACGCGUACACAACCACAAAAACAAAACAUAAGACAGAACAACAAGUGGAAACACAACAAACACUAAUACAUACAUGCUUACCAGAACAAUGAAAUACAUAGCAAAACAAAGACAAGCAAAACAAAACAAAAACAGAAGGGAAACACGAAAACCAAAAGAAACAACCAAAAUAUCCAAAAACAAAAGAUUUAAUAAAUAUUGUUAGUUUAUGAUGGAUCUAAAACCAGAAUGAAGUUAUCCUAUAAGAAGAAGAAGAAGGAAAAAAAGACAAGAAAAUAUCUUACCGUAUAAGUACUUGGUAUAUUAUUUAUCAUGAUAAUAAAAUACAAGAAUAAUAAUAAAAACAAAAACAAGCGUAGCGUUUAAGGAACCGAUCGUUGAGAGACAAAUAAAGGAAGCAAUGGCGAAAAAAAAGAAAAGCAUCACAUUUCAGGUGACAGCUCAGCGCGCAGUGACGUCAGCAAAAAACAAAAAGGUGAGUGACGUUCAAAGCUCACUGCGAUAUUCAGUGUUUGUGUUCAGUGACCAAUUCGGUGACGAUUUCCCUGAGUUUAUUUUUUCUAAAGUAAAAAAAAAAUGAAAAGUAGCUCACUCACGUUACAAUCGGCACAGCAAAAAUGAUGGGAUGGACAACACUGAAAAAAAUAUCCACUAUCAAAUUGCGGGCUAGAGCAAACUAGUAUUAUUUACGAAUAGAUACGCUUUUGACGGUUAUGAAAAAACGUGGGAUGAGCAAGUUUAGAAUAAGCUGGGUUAGGCGAGGGGAAGCGUUUAGAAUGUUUCGGAGGGGGAAAAAAAGAAAAAAAAACUAUGAGUAAACCUGAUUCAGAUUCAUUGUUGGUGAUUGUAGUAGUUGAAUAAAUUUGACCCUAAUUAAGACAGAUGUGACAAGCCAGAUAUAGUUUCAAGAGUCUACUUGGUUUUCCCUUGAUUUGUGAAAGCACAUUCAAAUUAUUUUCCACGAGGACUCUUGCAUACAAUGUUGCAUCCAACAAAUGACAAUUGUUCAUGGGAUGUGAAUUUUUCCACUUAUUUAGACAAUAUUUAUUUAUUAAAAUACUUUUCAAUCAAGAAGCAACCCACCACUAGAAAAAAAAACGGAUCAAGCUACAUAAAAUUCAGAAAAUAUAAAAAAUAACACCCACAGAAAUAUUUUCAAAUGUAUUCUAUUCACUCAUAAUGGAAAGCAAAAACACACAAACUCUCAGAAAAAAAUCUUAUGAAUCCUGUUCGCACCAUACAGAAAUGAUUGAAAAUCAACCAAUUUGGAAAUUUUGAAAAACACAAGGGAAUAUCGCUGCAAAUCUCAAAUCAUUAAAUCGUUUCGUAAGGUAAACCCUACACAACCCCACAAGGAGAUGUAAUCGUUAUAAAAACUAACAAAAAUAUCUAAAUAAAAAAAAGUACUUAUAGUAAGCGAAAAAAAA